AGUAGUCUUAUACUAGUUCUGAAUUCCUUUAUUUCAGAGGGACAUUAGCUUCAAGGGAACUGCUGCUUGUUGUGCUGUAGCUAGCUACCUCACAUGAAAACCAGGAGACUGAUUGUCACUUGCUUCUUUUUUUCUUUCUUUCUGGUGAGUUUUUCUUGAGUUGUAAGGGAGGGAAGGUGACGUUGACGUGUCUCUAAGCCCUGCUUCUGCUUGCAUUGGUUUGCAUCUGCAUCUGCUCUGCCGGCUAUUUCCCUUGGCUCAACAACCAUUCUAUUCCAUGGGCGGUAGCGGUAGGAGGAGCCGAGAGAGGAGUCGGCCCUCUGCUUCCGGAGCCGCAGUUCUUGGAUGGUUUCUUACAGAAUGCUUGGGCUGGAGUCUCAUUAACAACGAGCCCUGCGCUAGCAGCUGUCGAUGAUGAUACCGUGCCGGGGGUGGUUGGCAGAUGAGAUGAGAUGAGAUAAUAGAUAUGGGAGACGUUGUCAUGUUGCAGCCGCUGCUGACGCUUCCAAGCUCAUCAGUUUCCCUCUGGUUUUCGUCGCACUGCACUGCACGGCUUUGUUUUUCUCUUCUCUUUCCUUCAGCCUGGAGCUCAGAAGCUCAAGGCAAUGCACAUAAGAAGCGAGACGACGACGACGAUGCUUCAUUUGUUUUGUUUGACUUGUUGGUUUCUUAUAGUAAUGAUGAAUUGAGGUCAUCGAUCCAACAGGAACAGGUCUGGCAACGCAUCCUGAUUCCUGCCCGCCUGCAUGUGCCUGGGAUCGAUAUUCAUUCGCAACUCUUCGACUGGUAGGAGCUGCUUGCUAACAGCAUUUCAGUCCCGUCCCUCCCCCGCAGAGCAGCAUGUCUCCCCCUGCAGCUGCAGGCUCUAAUGGACAUCACCAGCACAUGGCUCCUUGGCUCGAAUCUGGGACGGCGAGGAAGCGCUUCACCUGGAAAGCCCCCGCAAUCGUUCUUGUGUUCGAAUUGCUGGAGAGCAUCGCGUUUUCCGGAGUGGCGCUGAACCUGGUGGUGUACCUGGGCACAGUGCUGCACGGGAGCACCGCCUUCAACGCCGCCCAUGUCGACACCUGGAACGGCACCACCUUCAUCGUCCCCGUCAUCGGCGCCUUCCUCGCCGACAGCUACUGGGGCAAGUACAGGACCAUCCUGGCAUCCAUCGCAUUCUACCUCAUCGGCCUGGUGCUCCUGACCGUGUCUGCGGCGAUCCCAUCGCUGAGGCCGGCGAUGACGUGCCAGAUGGGGAUGUCGUGCCCGCCGGCCAGCAAGACCCAGUUCUCCGUCUUCUUCGCGGCGCUCUACCUCACCUCCAUCGGCACGGGAGGCGUCAAGUCCGCCUUGCUCCCCUUCGGAGCCGAGCAGUACGACGACGACGACACCGACCGCCCGGAGCGGAAGCAGUCCUUCUUUAGCUGGUUCUUCGCCGCCAUCAAUCUGGGCAUCUUCAUCGCCGGCACGCUCGUCUCCUGGCUGGAGCAGAACGUGGCCUGGGCGCUCGGAUUCGGCAUCGGCACUGCGUGCCUGCUCGUUGCCGCGGUGGCCUUCGUGGCGGGCACGCCCUGGUACAGGGUGCAGGUGCCGGCGGGGAGCCCGCUCAAGGACAUCAUCAGGGUGCUCGUCGCCGCCUUCAGGAAGCGCAGCCUGAGGCUGCUAGACGAAAACGGCGCUGCUGUGGUGCUGCACGAAUUGGAAGCCGCGGACGACAAGUCUGGUGCUGGGCUGCAGCGGCUGACACGCACCAAGGGGUUGCGGUGCCUGGACAAGGCUGCUGCCCCUGCCAUGGAGAAGGAGGAGGAGGAGGAGGGCCCGUGGGCGCUAUGCACGGUGAGCGAGGUGGAGGGCGUGAAGAUCUUGGUCCGGAUGCUGCCCAUCUGGGCGACCUGCGUGCUGUACGCGGCGUCGCUGGGGCAGAUGACCACCACCUUCAUCCAGCAGGGGAUGGCCAUGGACACCAGGCUCGGGGGCAGAUUCAAGGUGCCCGUGGCGUCUCUGGUGUCCGUGGAGGUGGUUUUCAUGCUGCUGUGGGUGCUGCUGCACGACGCCGCCAUCAUCCCGGUGGCGAGGCGGCUGACGGGCCGGCCUGGCGGUCUGACGCAGCUGCAGCGCAUGGGCGUGGGGCGGUUCCUGGUGGUGGUGGCCCUGGCGACCGCGGCGCUGGUGGAGAGGCGGCGGCUCCGUGCCAUCCACCAGGGGAGCGGUGACGGUGAGACGCUGAGCAUCGUGUGGCAGGUGCCGCAGUUCGUGCUGGUGGCCGGGUCGGACGUGUUCUGCGGGAUCGCGCAGCUGGAGUUCUUCUACGGGGAGGCCCCUGCGGCGAUGCGCAGCAUCUGCUCGGCCUUGUCGUUCCUGGCGCUGUCGCUGGGGUUCUAUGUGAACUCGCUGGUGGUGACGCUGGUGGCGGCCGUGACGGGGAGGCCCGGCUGGCUGGCGCCGGAUCUCAACGCGGGGCACCUGGACUACUACUUCUGGCUGUGGACGGUCAUCAGCGUGGCGAACCUGCUGCUGUACAUGGUGAUCGCCGGCCGGUACACGCCCAAGCAGGUCGCCGCCGGCGUCGACUCCGAUGAAUGAUUGAGUGAUACAGUAGAGUCGAGUCAUACAGAUGCUGAAUUAGCUAGCUAACUAGGAUACAGACAUACAGUUGGAUCGUUUCGUUUCGUUGUAAUAACCGUAACCUCCUGUAAAAUCUUUUUUUAUUAUGUUUGUUUGUUUUUUCACAAAGGGGAACUCUAUUCUUAACCCUA
Messenger RNA from Phragmites australis (common reed), 2741 nucleotides. RefSeq names its product protein NRT1/ PTR FAMILY 8.3-like. Gene Ontology annotation, molecular function: transmembrane transporter activity. NCBI's taxonomy places the organism in Eukaryota, Viridiplantae, Streptophyta, Magnoliopsida, Poales, Poaceae. Gene Ontology annotation, cellular component: membrane. The transcript has 4 exons. The coding region runs from base 841 to 2568 and encodes 575 amino acids. The record is from RefSeq and is a predicted model, not a curated record. Gene Ontology annotation, biological process: transmembrane transport.